Molecule: messenger RNA, 816 nt
Organism: Naegleria lovaniensis
Lineage: Eukaryota; Heterolobosea; Eutetramitea; Acrasida; Naegleriidae
Exons: 1
Coding region: 1-816 (271 amino acids)
Source: RefSeq, a predicted model, not a curated record
AUGAAAUACAGCGUCGUUCAAUUCAUUCCUUCCUCCAACUCGAUCAAUGGCAAAGUAAUCAUGACUCAACAAACUGAAGCUGUCAGCAGUUGUGGAGGGUUAAUGCAAUUUGACAUUUCUUGUAACUUUCACACUUCACGAAAUUUAAAGCAACUUCGAUCGAAUUCAAAUGAUGAUACAACAACUCCAGCUGCUUUCUUUUAUUGGAAAGAAGCAUCUUCUUCACCGCAAGUAUCGAAAAAGAAAAAUGUUUCGGUUUGUAUGGAUUUACAGAAAUUGAACUCGAACACAAUUUCACAGAAAGAUAGUCGUGAUGCUUCCACAACCAAGCAGCCAAAAGUUUCGAAACCAAACAAGAUGAAGAAUAGAACAUCGACUUCACCUAAAACGUUAAGCUUUAUUGAUGUCUCUCCAACAAUGACAUCUGGCAUUCAGAAUCAAUCCAUGAUGACCUCUAGAAAGAGAAGAACACAAAGUUAUGAACAAGUAUUGAAUUUGAAUCAUGCACAACCCAUGACUUUACCAUUGACCACAUCUGUCAGCUGUUCGACACAACAAUCACCUCUUCACACGACAAGCAAUGAAAACAUGUGUCCUUCGAUCAUGGUCGAUCAUGGCUCUUACGUUCACCAACAGUCCUUGUGUGCAAACAGUCAAAAUACCAAUAACUCAUCUGUCAAUGAAAUCCCUUGGGAAGUGAAAAGCCCCUCUUCCUCAAGCUGUCAGUCGUCAGAUUGUGGCGACUCCAAAUCAAAAAUGCCAAACAAGGCCAUCAAACGAUCGUACAUAUUUUCCAUCAAAGAAUUAUUAAAUUAA